Cryptomeria japonica (Japanese cedar) is the source of this 1717-nucleotide messenger RNA. Its product is annotated as 3-oxo-Delta(4,5)-steroid 5-beta-reductase. The transcript has 3 exons. Bases 253 to 1452 code for a protein of 399 amino acids. Lineage: Eukaryota; Viridiplantae; Streptophyta; Pinopsida; Cupressales; Cupressaceae. The record is from RefSeq and is a predicted model, not a curated record.
UGAACGCUUGGGCCCACCCAAAAAUCCUAAAACGAUUAUUUAACUGUUUCACGGACCUGGGCAAGUUUAUUCGCACCGGACCUCGGCAAGCAAUGAAGAUGCAAUCUUAAACCGUUAGACAUUAACCUAAAGUACAUAGACAUAGACACACCCGUUUCUGAAUCAAGGCUGCAGAUAUUCUUAACAAGAUAUUCUCCAGAUUUCAAGUAUUUUUGAGAUUGGCAAUUGGGGUAUUUUGUUGGAUCACACACAAUGAGCUGGUAUUCGUGGUGGUGGACAGGUUCGAUUGGUCCUAGAGAGAGGAGAGUCGAGCAAAAUGUUGAAAACUUGGAAGUCAAGUCUGAGAAGCAAAGAGUAGCCCUGGUUAUAGGAAUCACAGGAAUUGUAGGUAAUAGUUUGGCAGAAAUCUUACCUUUGCCUGAUACUUCUGGUGGACCUUGGAAAGUUUACGGUGUUGCUAGGAGGCCUAAGCCAGAGUGGGCUGAAGACACUCCAGUACAGUACAUACAAUGUGAUGUAUUAAACAGAGAAGAAACCUUAGAAAAGAUUUCUGCCCUGAAGGAUGUAACUACUCUUUUCUGGGUUUGUUGGGUUAAUAGACAGACAGAGGAGCAGAAUUGUGAAGACAAUGGAAGGAUGUUCAUUAAUGUUUUAGAUGCACUACUGCCUAAUGCUAAGAGUCUCAAGCACAUUUGUCUUCAGACUGGUGGGAAGCACUACAUAGGCCCAGCUGCUAGUGGGGCAAGGAAUCGAAAUAUCCAGCCUCAUGAAUCACCAUAUCAUGAAGAGCUACCUAGGCUCCCUGGGCCUAAUUUCUACUACACUCUUGAAGAUAUACUAUUUGAUGCUGCUAAGAAGAAGAAACGAUUAACUUGGUCCAUUCACCGCCCUACAGUCAUAUUUGGCUUCUCUCCUUGGAGCCUGAUGAACAUCAUUGGUACUUUGUGUGUCUAUGCUGCCAUUUGCAAAUAUGAGGGGCUUCCUUUCAAAUUCCCAGGCAGUAAAAACGUGUGGGAACAGCUUGUGGAUGCAUCUGAUGCUGAAUUGAUUGCGGAACAAGAAAUUUGGGCUUCUACAAAUCCUUAUGCAAAGAACCAGGCUUUCAAUUGUGCCAAUGGAGAUGUGUUCAGAUGGAAAAAGAUGUGGAAAUUAAUGGCAGAAAAAUUUGAACUGGAAGUGUUAGCAUAUGAAGGAGAAGGUUUUAGCCUGACUGAAGCAAUGAAAGACAAAUCUCUUGUUUGGGAUGCCAUUGUGAAAGAAAAUAAUCUAUGCCCCACAGAAUUUGAAGAAGUUGGAAACUGGUGGUUUGCAGAUCGUAUACUAAAUGCUCCCUCUGAGAAUGUAAAUAGCAUGAACAAAAGCAAGGAACAUGGUUUUUUUGGGUUUCGCAAUUCAGAAUCUUCCUUCUUGUCGUGGAUUGACAAAAUGAAGGCCUCAAGAAUUAUUCCAUAGUAUUGAUCAGUAUGCAUCCAACUUCCGAUACUUCAGGAGUACAAGUGAGUGGCCCUGAGUGAGCUACAAUGUAUGUUUAUGUAUAAAGUUGCAUUGUUGCUUCUGUACCAUAAAAUAUAUGUUUUUUAUUGAAGAAUAAGUUACCAUCUUAUUCUAAUGUUAGCUAUUUCUGUUUUGAUAUAUUAACAACGCCGAUUUUCUUUUGGCAACUUCAUUUGUUUUAAAAAUCGAAGGCUCUAUAAUUAGCACUCAUUGUGAAUGUUUA